Dichotomopilus funicola is the source of this 834-nucleotide messenger RNA. RefSeq lists its product as uncharacterized. The record is from RefSeq and is a predicted model, not a curated record. The transcript has 2 exons. Bases 1 to 834 code for a protein of 277 amino acids. NCBI's taxonomy places the organism in Eukaryota, Fungi, Ascomycota, Sordariomycetes, Sordariales, Chaetomiaceae.
AUGUCCUCCAUUAACUUGCCUCCGCCGCAUCUCAACGAAUCGAUACGAGAAAUUCCAACCGACCAAGCAUGCUGGAGCGACAGCCAUGGUGGGCAUUUCGCCCUCUUCCCAGCACCCGAGCCACUUCCCGAUUCCAAGCCCCUCAGAGAAGAAGACUCGUCUCCCAUCUCUCGAGUCCACGCAGUCGACAACCAGGCGGCGGUUUGGCGCCCAGGCGAAGCCUUCAUCAAAGCCCAUCACAUGGACUACCCCGAUGUGACCAGAGAGUAUGUUACGCUACAGUUUCUCAAGGACCGGCAGCCCCCAUGUGGCUUUGACUUUCCGGAUGUAUUGUAUCAUUUUGAGACUGGCUCACGGUACUUCCUCGUCGUCUCGCGAGUUCCCGGCCAAAUCCUUGAAGAGGCUUGGCGCAAUAUGGACGAGACCCUUCGCCAGCAUUAUGUUGCCAAGGUGCCAGAUGUUUGCGAUUGCUUGGCAACGUGGAGGGGCGAUAUCAUCGGUGGUGUGGAUGGACACCAGCUGUUGGAGCGUUAUCUCGUCAAAGGCAGCAACAGCAAGAUGGUGGAUGAUGAUGCCCUUUCUCUACAGCAGCUCCUGAAGAAUUGUACCGAGAUGGCUAUGGAUGUUUCUACACUUGUUUUUUAUCAUUGCGAUCUUGGUCCUACUAACCUUCUUGUUAAUGUCUCGACUGGCUCGCUGGGCAUCAUUGAUUGGGAGCUUGUUGGCUAUGUUCCUGUCGACUGGGUCAGAACGAAGUUUCGACUCUCGGUGGGAAUGGAUUUCAAUCAUGGGAUGGGGGAUUCGAAAAGGGACUGGCGCCGUAGAGUCGCCUAG